GCUGAAGUCUAGCUUAAACAUCGCUACUUGAUUCUUGUCAACUUUCACAGUCUGCAUCCGCCUUCCUGAUGCGGCCAUUGUUGGGCCAAAAAAGCACAUCACAAUGCCCGAAUCAGAAGAUGAGUACGAGACUUCGAGCUCAUUUGGCUCGGAGAACGACCGUCCAAACCGCUGGGAUGGUCCAUCCUCCACGUGGCGAGAGAUGAACCAACAGGAAAUCAACAUUCUUACAACCCUAAACGAAAUAAAAAAUCAAGACUUAUCGGUGCAUCUUUACAACGCAUACGCGCUGAAACGGCGGCACCCAAAUCCUGGUAACAAUGAUCGGCCUGUCCCUGAAAAGGACAUCAAUGCUGCUACGAGCCAGACUGUGCAGCAAGAUGAAUGGCUUCCCCAAGGUUCCUGGACAGCGUGGCCGAUGAGUGGGGAUGAAGUGCCACCAGAUGAGUUUAUGCGGCAUGACCAGAACAAUGGUGACGACCAAGACACGAUAAGGAGUGCCGCACCAAAGUUUCCUAGCGCUGCUUUAGAAGAAGCGCUGGGUGCGGCUGUGCUACAGUCUGCUAAGGAGAAGUUCGAGAGCCGUUCAUGGGAGGAUGCACUGGCAGAUCCUCAAGAUCUAGGGGACGGCAUUGAGGAUGAUGAUGAAGAGCUCAGCGAGCCAGCUUCGUCGUCGGAUACAGAGGGCAUCAUCGCAAGGUCGUCGCAUCCUAGGUCAAGAUCCCGGGCGAAAUCUACCAGUCGCAAAAAACAAGUGCUACACGAAGGAAAGAAACAAAGAAACAGACAUUCUGACAAUGACGGGUCUGGCGCUGAGCAGGACGACAUGAUGCCUUCGCACGAAAGACUGCUACACCCGACUGUUUCUACUGAUGACCAAUUGUCGUAUGAUCUUAUGCGUCCGACAGUGCGUGACAUCCUAGCAAAGUUGGAUGCUACGCUAAUGGUUUUGCAUCGUUCAAGGGAUGUUGUGGUAAACUACUUGUCCGAUUCCUCCAGUAGCUCGGAGCCAGAGGCCACAAAUCAUGUCAGGCGCUCACGAAGUAGAGGCUCAGGGCCUCCGGCGAAGAGAGGAAGGGGUAGGCCAAAAUCCGGGCUUGCACUAAGGCUUCGAACACCACCACCGCCCUCGUCAGAGCAUGACGAAAGCACAAGCCGGGGUCCGACUCGAGAAGGCAGCGAAGCAGACACAGAAGGAGCACCGCUAAAUAAAAAGAAUGGCCGGCCUCGGAAGCUCUACCCUCGGCUACAGGGUGAGACGGACAGAGACUGGGCUGUCCGGGUUGCCAGGCUGCGCAAGGAGCCAGUUCCCGUUUUCAAAGAAGAUGUUGAACCUGAGCGCUCUAACAGUGACGUCUCGGAAAAUGAACCAAGUGAGACUCGGCCGACCAAACGCAAGCCCGAUACUGUUGGCCUUGGAGAAAGGCCUGCUCGAAAACGUCGAAAUGCGGCACGUCUUAUGCCCAGAGAUUGGAAGGACGUCCUUGGUGCUGCCGCUUUGGCUGGAUUCCCACAAGAUGCUUUGAACCGUGCCGCGAAGCGGUGCGCCGAACUCUUUGGGGAGAACAUAGAGCUACAUACGAUGUCAGAGGGCGCGUUCAGCCAAAACGAUCAGACUCUACGGGUACAAUAUCACCCUGGUAUGCUCACAGAUCUUGAUACUGAAGCAGCCGAUGAGGACUAUUACAGUGAAGACGAGACACAAUCGCAAGCGGCACGUCAUAUACGCGCCUCAAGUGUGAUAUCCGCGUCCUCAGACCCUCGUGGCCGAUCUAGGAGUCGAUCAAGAUCUGUAAGUCGAGCCACCACCCGGUCACGCUCGCGCUCCAUCUCCGUUGCCAACUCGCAUUUUUGUGGCGUUCGGGGUUGCGAACGUAGCGCAGAAGGGUUCUCAAGGCGAUCAAACCUAGUACGCCAUAUGAAACUAGUACAUCAUAUGGAAGAGAACGGCGUGCCUACAGACGUGAAUAGUGAAGACGAACGAUUCGGUGCAGUACAUGUAGACGGAUUUCUGAAACCGAUCAAGACCAGAAAAGGAUGGAGAGGCGAUGAUGUGCGAAGGUCUGAGAACGGUUCGACAAAAAGGAAGUACCGUGGCCGAUACAGCAAGAGGAAAGGCGCGUAUGGAAGUGUAACAGAUACGGGAGGCGAGGAUGAGGAUAUCGUGAUGGGAGAAGACUAAGUAUUGACCGCCAGCUGAACGAGCUGCCAGGCAAAGAAUAGCAAAGUGAAACCUAGCUACCUAAUACAAGAUUUGGGACAAUAUU
Messenger RNA from Truncatella angustata, 2267 nucleotides. Its product is annotated as RNA polymerase I-specific transcription initiation factor-domain-containing protein. The coding region runs from base 104 to 2182 and encodes 692 amino acids. Lineage: Eukaryota; Fungi; Ascomycota; Sordariomycetes; Amphisphaeriales; Sporocadaceae. The transcript is spliced from 2 exons. The record is from RefSeq and is a predicted model, not a curated record.